AUCACGAGUCUGUGUGAUGUGUUCCAGUGACCCCUCUAUCUAUCAUUCCAUUCUCCUUUCUAAUUCCAAAGCAAGAACCAAGCGCCCCCUCACAGUGGUCAGCCAGAUGGGAGUCAUUACCCUCUUAUUCCCAUUGUGGGAGUACAAAACCUCCCAACCAAACGGUGGCUAAUAAAUAAAUUGAGUCACGUGGUGUGCACGGGGACCGAGAACGACGGAAAUGGUCUUGGAAACGAAACCACCGGUUCCUUUUCUAUUAGUUAGAAGAUAAGUAAAUCACAAGUCCAAAUAAUUGCCGCCGUCUCCAUCUCUCCUUCCAUCAAUUCCAACAAUGGACUCAACCCCAUCAACCGAGGUGCUUCACGACCACCAUCCCUACUUUCGUGUAUACAAGGAUGGCCGGAUCGAGAGAUUUAAAGAGUUCCCCUACACCCCUCCGUCAGAGGAUCCCCAAACAGGCGUCAAAUCCAAAGAUAUCCUUAUUCCACCUGAGAAUAACGUUUCAGUCCGCCUUUACCUUCCCAGAACCACCACUCCUGAUGAAAAGCUUCCCAUCAUAAUCUACAUCCACGGAGGUGCUUUUGUGAUUGAAUCAGCAUUUUCUCGUGUAUACCAUCCCUACCUUAACUCCCUAGCAGCUGAAGCCAAGGCGAUUGCUGUUUCCAUCGAGUACAGACUAGCCCCGGAGCAUCCUUUCCCCGCAUGCUAUGAUGAUUCUUGGAUAGCAUUCGAAUGGGUUCUUGCACAUGCUAGUUCUGCACAGGGUCCUGAAGCGUGGAUCAGUAACCAUGCCGAUUUUGCUAGAAUCUUUUUGGCAGGUGAUAGUGCUGGAGCUAAUAUUGCACAUGACGUAAUGGUCAGGGCCAGUGAAAAAAUUGGACCAGGGGAUGAAGUAAAAAUCGCGGGGAUGAUUUUGGUCCAUCCCUAUUUUGGUGAUGGUAAGCCUGAUAAGCUUGAUAAGCUUUUCUCCCUCAUAGCCCCAGAUAGCAGCAUCUGUGAUGAUCCCAGGUUGCAUCCUAUGGCGCAUCCUGAUCUGUUGUCGAGGCUUGUUUGCAAAAGGGUCCUGGUCUUGACAGCGGAGAAGGAUUUCGUAAGAGAGAGAAGUUUGCUUUACUACUGCGCAUUGAAGAAAAGUAGAUGGGAUGGAGAAUUGGAAAUGAUGGAGACUGAAGAGGAGGGACAUUGCUUUCAUCUGCCUAACCCAACUUCUGAGCGUGCCAGGGUUUUGAUGAAACGAAUUGUUACGUUUAUCAAUCAGGACUCCUCGUAAAGGAUCCCCCACCAAGAGAUCUAUUUUCAAUCAUUGAAGAAAAUAAAAAGGAUGAGAUAGAAGCUAUAGCUCUCCCUCCUUUAGUAGAAGUUUAAGAGAUUUUGCCGAACUCCAACUCCAAUUUCAUAACUUUUGUCUCACUUUCUGUAAUGUUCUUGUAGUAGAAAUUUCUUCUAUUAUUUUACUUUUUUUUCAUA
Molecule: messenger RNA, 1467 nt
Organism: Coffea eugenioides
Lineage: Eukaryota; Viridiplantae; Streptophyta; Magnoliopsida; Gentianales; Rubiaceae
Product: probable carboxylesterase 1
Exons: 1
Coding region: 332-1270 (312 amino acids)
Molecular function (GO): hydrolase activity
Source: RefSeq, a predicted model, not a curated record